Protopolystoma xenopodis is the source of this 342-nucleotide messenger RNA. NCBI's taxonomy places the organism in Eukaryota, Metazoa, Platyhelminthes, Monogenea, Polystomatidea, Polystomatidae. The record is from the annotation of a GenBank genome assembly.
AUGACGCUUCUGCUUCGCGAAGAUGACAAGGUCUACAAGGUUCUCGAAUUGUUGGGCCACUUUCAAGACAAAGGAAGCUGUCUGAUCUUCGUCGAGAAGCAAGAAAGUUCAGACGAAUUGAUGCGUGUUCUUAUGAAAUAUGGAUACCCUUGUCUUUCAUUGCACGGAGGUAUUGAUCAAUACGAUCGAGAUAGUGUGAUCACCGACUUCAAACGUGGCAAUGUUCGCGUGCUGGUCGCUACUUCAGUGGCAGCCCGAGGUUUGGAUGUACUAGACCUGGUACUGGUGAUUAAUUACGAUUGUCCAAACCACUACGAAGACUAUGUGCACAGAUGCGGGUAG